AUGUCACUACCAAACAUUGUGACCACUAUGUUCCAGCCCACUGGGAGCGUCAACAUCACAGCAGCAGCCAUAUUACCUGGUGAGCAGCCUGCAGACGACGGAAUUGUCUUUGCUCAUAAGUCGAAUUUGUACUAUUACACAGCCUCUAACAAUCAGCCCCAAUGUUUGGCCAGUAUGCCAGGACACACCUCAACAAUAAUAGCCAUACUCACAUAUAGACAAUCUCCAUCUAACCCCCAUAGCAUACUCAGCGUGAGCCAAUCCGGGGAACUGAUUCUUUGGAGCUUGACCACGUCCUCGCGGUCGCCAGCAGCAGUGCAAUAUACCCCUUCUCUCGUUGAUGUGGGGAGAUUGACAACUAGACCAAUAACUUGCAUAGACGCACACGACAACAACACGAUACUUUUGGGCUGUACGUCCUGCAUCGUAAUCUGUAGGCGUUUCAGCGUUAACACGCAUUUUGAGCCAACAAAUAUAGAAUUCUGUCAUGAUCAAACUGGCCAGCUCAAGCUACAGACUGAUCUGGCUGAUAACCGAUCUAUGCAUGGCAAUAUAAUAACUGCACUGCACUUGAAGCCGCUACUACUGCCUGACACUCCUAGCUCAUCUCAGCUGGCCCUGUCUGCUGCGAGCGACUCGUUGGUCUAUUGUUUUUACAUUUCCAUGGUUAACGUAGUCUACUAUGUGGAGGUCGCCUUGAAAAACGGGCAGGACACUUCCUCGAGCCAGGGGAGAGACUACCGACCCCAGGAGCCUCAGCAGCAGAACGCACAGCAGGCCCCCGUUCCAAUGUCUCAUCGUAUCAUAUGGCGCAACGAUCACCAGCCAGUAAUAGAUUCUAUUUACUCUACCACCAUUGGCAGUACUGAGUACAUUUUCUUCGGUCGUCGGAAUGGCAACCUGACCAUAUUGAGCUUCGAUAAAAAUGCCCAACAAUAUAGCCCAUUGUAUGACGGCCCACUGACCCCCUCGCUUCUUACUGACUUGGGAACAAAUCACAUGUUGCAGAAUAGGUCCAGUAUACGGCUUAUCCAGGCGUUUGCAAAGUUCAACACGCUCUGCAUUGUCUCAAUGGAUUCGACCGUUCUCUUUCUCAACCUAAAGAAGCUUGGCGAGUGCAGUAAGAAGAUUUCUAAUCUGUCUCUGCUGACCCAAUCUGUCGUUAGGCACGUUGGAAGGUACAUUACUGCGUCUUUUGAGCAGCUGCAUUCGGAAGCGGAGGGACCCGUUUUACGCCUCUUUGCUAUGGCCCCUACCACCGAUACAUCUGUAGUUCUAUGUUAA
Giardia duodenalis is the source of this 1284-nucleotide messenger RNA. RefSeq lists its product as uncharacterized. Lineage: Eukaryota; Fornicata; Diplomonadida; Hexamitidae. Gene Ontology annotation, molecular function: protein binding. The transcript has a single exon. The coding region runs from base 1 to 1284 and encodes 427 amino acids. The record is from RefSeq and is a predicted model, not a curated record.